CUCGAGAUGAUGAGUAUUGAAUUGUUUGUUGUGCUAUACUUACGGUGUAUGGUUCUGCAUGUGAGAGACAGUUUAGGCCUCUGAAAGUGACAGAAGAACUACAGGGAGUCAGAGAUUCCAUAAUGUCUUCCUUCAGUGUCCUUGCUUCAUUGCCGGAGAAUCAUUUCCAGUGUCCGAUCUGUCUGAACGUGUUCAGCGACCCGGUCACCACACCUUGUGGUCACAACUUCUGUAAGACCUGCCUGAGCGAGCACUGGGACCAGAGCGAAUUAUGCAGCUGCCCGGUGUGUCAUAAAAGAUUCCACAUGAGGCCCGAGAUCUCCACAAACACAGUCAUCGAAGAGAUUUCAGUCUGCAUCAAGAAAAGGAAAGUUGAGGAACCUGAGAGCAGCGCUGAUGCACCGUGGCAGGUGAAGUGCGAUGUGUGCUCAGAGAUCAAAUUCAAGGCCCUGAAGUCCUGCCUGGUGUGUCUGACGUCGUACUGUGAAGCCCACCUGGAGCCUCACCAGAGAGUUCCCUCUCUGAUGAGACACAAGCUGGUGGACCCGGUGGAGAAUCUGGAGGAGAGGGUGUGUGAGAAGCAUCAGAGGAUCCUCGAGGUUUUCUGCAGGGAGGAACAGGUGUGUAUCUGUCUGCUGUGCAGUGAGACGGACCACAAAAACCACGAGAUGGUGCCCGUUGAAGAAGAAGGGGCUCGGCAGAAAGAAAACAUUGAGUCCAAGAUGGCAAACAUCAAGUUGAUGAUUGAUGACAGGAUGGAAAAGAUAAAGGAAUUCACCCACUCUUCUGAAAUGAGCAAAGAAAAAGCAAAUGAGGAGAUAGAUGACAGUGAUAAGCUCUUCAACACUCUGAUAAAUCAUGUACAAGUGGCACAAACAAAACUGAGAUCUAAUAUCAAAAAGAAGCUCCAAAAAUCCCAAGAGAAAGAUGAAGCAAUGAUUGGAGAACUGCAGGAGGAAAUCAGCCAACUGCAGGGGAAGCACUGUGUGCUGGAGGAGCUUUCACAAAGUGACGACUACUUUUACCUUCUGCAGACUUUGUUGGCCCUGAGCACCACAUCAGACACCAAGGACUGGUCUAAGAUCAGGGUUUACUCAGACCUGUAUGUGCAGACGUUGAGGAGAGCCAUGACUCAUCUUGUGCACACUUUCCAAUCAGAACUGAAAACUCUGACAGACACGGAACUAACCAGGAUGAGACAGUAUAAAGAGUCCGUCACCUUUGACUCAGCUACAGCUGGUAGCUACCUUGUGGUGUCCGACCAUGGGAAAUGUUUGAAGUACAACAAAGCUGCAAGCCCCCCAUGGUCUGAUGACCCAGACAGGUUCAACCAACCCAUGAUUUUAGGGACGAAGGGCUUCACCUCUGGGCGUCACUACUGGGAAGUCCAAGUGGGCCUGAAAACAGACUGGGACGUCGGCGUUGCAAAGGAGACGGUAACCAGAAAAGGGAGGAUAACCCUGAAAAGAGAAAAUGGCUUCUUUGCCAUAGGAAAGAGGGGCCUCGAUUAUGAAGUUCAUUGUACAACCUAUACAGCUCUCCAUCUGUGUCCCAGACCAAGCAACGUGGGAGUGUAUUUGGACUAUAAUGAAGGCAGAGUCUCUUUCUUUGAUGUUGACAGGAAGUUGCACAUUUACUCCUUUACCGGAGAAUCUUUCUCAGAGAAACUGUUCCCAUACUUCUAUCUGUACAGCUGGGUCAAGAAACCAAAGCCUUUAGUUAUUACCCCUAUGUAAGAAGAAGAAGCAUCUGUUCUUUCUCUCAUUCACUUCCCUCAACAUGCUGAAGAAUAACCAAACAGCAUUAAGUAAUUGUUAGGACAAACCUCACAACUCGUAUAAGGUCCUUCAAAGGUAUCUUCAAAUACUUCAUGUCCCUGAAACCUGUACAACCUAAGCUAAACUUGUAACAACUGGUGACCCAGGUGAGAGUGGACUCAAAUGCACCACUCUGGAGACAGUUUGGAUACAAUAAGGGCCCAUUUAUGCUCCCUUUACGUACGAAAAUGUGUACGUCCGUUUCAAACGAUGUUACCGUCACUGCCCACAUACUUCCAUGCGCCCUUUACGUUGGCAUGGAUGUUAACCAAUAUAUCCACCAGGAGGCAGCCCAGCAUCAAAAGCUUAUGACAACAACAAACUCAAAAACAAACAUGGCGACUGUGGAGGAGAUAUUGAUAAUGUACCUCUUGCAUAAAAGACAAAAACAGAGGCAGCGUUGUAGGAGGCGGUGGUCGGUGAGGCCGGUGAGGCCGUUAAAUACAUCGCGACUGGAGGAUGGAGAAUUCUUUUCUCUAGUACUGCCGAUGAGAGAAAUUGAAUUGUUAUUUCUUCUUCGUGUCUCACUAGAGCUACGUAUCGGGUAGUGACAACAACACUGUCCCCACGGUUCCCGGUGGUACUGCUCCGUAAGCUUUAUGGAAACGUGCAGAAAUACGGACAAAAUGAACGCGGAGCACGGACAGAAGGCUCUGUCCGUAUCUGGAUCCGUAUUUAACGUUGAGCAUAAAUGGGCCUUAACAGUCUUUACUGGUCAAAACGUAGGUUCGGAACACAGAACGACAAUCAGUGGAGGCAAACAAAUCCAAUAGGGAUGAGGCACAGUCAAUUAACAGGCUAAAGAAAAAAACAAAACAAGGAAAGAACACAGCGAAACAAAAGGCUGGAACGCUAGACACACAAGGAGCUAUGACGAACUGGCACUGGAGGACACAGGUGAGGCUAAUCAGACAAUCAGACAGAGGUGAAGUCAUCAAAAGGGAGGGAAAACACACAGGGGCAGGAAGUGAAGUGAUCUGAAACAAGAGGAGAUGUGAGUUUCAAAGUAAAACAAGAAACACCAUGAAGGAAUGAAAUACACAAAAAAAAACAACGAAGGAACUCGAGCUGUGACAAAAAGGUUAUAUAAGUCAAUAAACCAUAAUUAUAGAUAAAAGUACUGAAAUCAAUUUAAAUAAUUAAAAAAAAUACACAUAAAACAUUCUGAUACAAAAGAUUUCUAAAUUUCUCAAUAUUUGAACUAUGUAUAUUAUUUAGUUUUUUAAGAUAUGCUUGUUUUUAUUAGCAUUAGCAUUAUUAGUUAGUUAUCUGCGCAGUUUUGCACCACGUUAUGUAACAAUGUCAUCACGAGUGUACAGCAUGAUGACACGGAGGACAGGAGCCUUAGCUUUCUGCUGCAAAGAGAAUUAAUAUUCUAGCUGUUAAGAUUUUUAUUCUAGAUUGAUAUAUACAGGGUUAUGCAAACAAGGAUCUCCUGUGGUCAUUAUGGGGAAAUACCAGCGCCACAGGGCACUGUCACCAUGUUUGCACUGUACAUAAGGUAGCUUUCUGCUGCCAAAACAACUGCUGUAGCUACCACAUUUUGUAUUUUAGAUGGAUUUAAAUUGGAUAAUUGAAACAACAGUCCAUCAUUUUAAAAAGGGUUUAGGGCCUGUUUAUACGCUUCCGUAUAUUUAACGGUAUUUAUCUUUGUGUUUGCACCUAAAAUUUACACAUAACCAGCGUUUUUCUCGACGAAAACAGAUUUUCAAAAACGGUUUCCAUAGUGAAAGUUUUUAAAAAUAUCCAUUUCUAUGGAGAUGUGUAAACAGGAAAGACGGAGAUUUUGGAAAACUAUGACAUUGCAACCCAGUUCGCGCAUGCCCAUUAAUCGCCCGGUAAACACAACCGCAAUGGCGGCUAUAUGCCGCGUUGUUUACGUUUUGUUAGCACUUUUGGGACUACUUAUGAGCUUACAAAUAAACUUAGCACUGCUGCAUCAACAUCACCACUACAUCGGCGCACAAAGACGUCUGCUGUUCCCAAUAUUAGUAAUUUCAUAGCACCUAACUAUGCUACAUAAAGGUUAAAAUGUAGUUUCACUGUUUUUAUCACUAGCCCAAGAGAAAAAACAAAGCACUGUGCAUGCGCAGAAUGUUCUUCUAUGGUGUUUGACAAAUGGUGUAUCGCCACCUACUGGCCUAGCAUGCUAAUUGCGGCAAAAAGCUGCCGUUUUUGUGUAAACAAGGACAUCGUUUUCAUAACUCAUCGUGUAAACCUGGAAUUUUUUUUAUAUGGGAUAAAUAAAAAUCUAUUUUUAUUUGUAUCUGUGUAAACAAGG
Molecule: messenger RNA, 4098 nt
Organism: Epinephelus fuscoguttatus (brown-marbled grouper)
Lineage: Eukaryota; Metazoa; Chordata; Actinopteri; Perciformes; Serranidae
Product: zinc finger protein RFP-like
Exons: 7
Coding region: 123-1736 (537 amino acids)
Molecular function (GO): zinc ion binding; protein binding
Source: RefSeq, a predicted model, not a curated record